Zerene cesonia (dogface butterfly) is the source of this 1932-nucleotide messenger RNA. RefSeq names its product transcription termination factor 5, mitochondrial-like. The transcript has a single exon. Gene Ontology annotation, biological process: termination of mitochondrial transcription; regulation of DNA-templated transcription. Gene Ontology annotation, cellular component: mitochondrial matrix. Gene Ontology annotation, molecular function: double-stranded DNA binding. The record is from RefSeq and is a predicted model, not a curated record. The coding region runs from base 363 to 1928 and encodes 521 amino acids. Lineage: Eukaryota; Metazoa; Arthropoda; Insecta; Lepidoptera; Pieridae.
AACAACUGUGCUCCCUGGGGCCCCAAGGCCCCAGCCCCUGUCAAAAGCACUGUACACUGUCACUUUCAUACACUUGUUUUGAUUUUUUCUUAAUUUUGUACCUACUAUGGACAACCUAUCGUAUCAGUAAAACUUAAACGUGCUUUUUUUUUAGGAAAUUGAGGCGAAACUCAUUAUUAUUUAGACAUACCUGAUAAUAGAUUUUGAUUGAACGAUGUUUGGCUACCUGUCAGCGUUUGUCCUAAAUUUGUAUAAUUUUUAAAAUGAAUUCAUUUUCACAGAAUAACAGAAUAUGAAUGUUAUAAGUAUAUAAUAACAUUAAUUUUACUAUUUCUUGAGGAUAAAUUAUUAUAGCUUAAGACAUGCUAUUAAGAAAGGUGUUUAGCGGUAGCAUAAGCACUAGUAGGGUUAUGCAUUUGCGUUUUAUUUCACAAAGUGAGAACAUUGUCAUAUUUUGCAACCAUCUAGGUAUAAGUAAAGAAAAGGUACAGUACAUCCAGAUUAAACAACCAUACUUAAAGAAAAUAAAUGAAGAUGAAGUUAAAAAUAUGAUCAAUGCCGUUCAUGAAAUUGGCUAUCCUAAAGAUGUGUUGGUGAACUAUCCCAACCUCUUCUCUAUGCUACCAAUUACCUUAAUGAAUAGAUACAAAGUUUUAGAAGAAUGUGGAUUUCAAAAUAUCAGACCUGAUCAACUCUUAUCUUAUUUAACAAUAAUGAAACAGAAAACAAUUGGUGAAUUAAAACAGUCAGGUGUUCUACCACCCAUGUUAAACUUAGAAAAUAAACUAGCAAGCUGUAUGACUCAGUGGCCCACUUCUUUAACAAGUCUUAUUUAUGAAGAUGUAAAUUUAAUAACAUUGUAUGAGUUACGCAUCAAAAUUAUUCAAAGGUAUCUUGAAUUAAUGCUGGACCUCAGCAAUGAGGAGUUUGAUAGGGGUCUGAAAACUUAUCCCACAAUAAAACAUCGGCCAUUGCAAGCUAUAAAUGAGAUACUAGUCAUUUUACAAUCGCAGAUGGCAAUUCCCAAUGAUAAAAUAAAGUCUAAUUUGUACUUGAUACAUGUUGAUCCAGAUAAUCUUAAGAAGAUAUUGUAUGAUAUUCGAACAUUAGGUGGAAUUGAUGUGAAGGAAGUGAUACGGAUGUAUCCAAAGAUAGCUACAAAAAAUUAUUCAACUUUGUUUGAGAUAAAGAAAGUUCUGGAGAAACAUGGCUUGAAACCAGAAGCACAGGCUCGUUGUCUUCAAAUAUUUACACUCAGUCCAAAGACUGUUGAUGAAAGGAUAGAACAUGCAAAAACUACACCUGAAUUUAGCAUUUACAUAAAUCAUCCCAGAUUUUUGAAAAUGAUAUAUUUUAACAAAACAGUAUUGAAGAGGAUGAUAGAUUUACAAAACAAUAACAAAAAAUGUCUUAGUCUCAAUAUAUUAUCAGGUAGCUCUGCACGGUAUGAAUUAUUUGAAAAGGCCCCAGGAGAUAGAUUAGGAAAAGGAAAAGAUCUGAUAUUUACAAUCAGUCAGCUAAUGGAAAAUAAAUAUUCAAAGAGAGAAAUACGAAAUACAUUAAGAAGGCACCCAUUUUGGAUAAAUAUACCUCUGAUUGAAGUAAAAUAUGCUUAUGAUAAAUUAUCAAAACAAUUUUCAAAGCAAGAUAUCUUUGAAAAUUGUGCUAUUCUUCUAUAUCCUUGGUACAAAAUAAAUGAAGCUCUAGGAAUAAUCAAUGGUGCAAGCAGUAUAAAUAGUGAAUAUUAUUUGAAAGAGCACUUAAACUUAUCAAGUCUUACAAAGUCCCAAAAGUUGAGUUUAGUUCUGUACAUUGUUGAAAAAAAACAUUACUUCAGUGGUAAUGGUGUUUGGACUGAAGAACAGAAGAAGAAUAUAGCUCAUCUAACAGAUUCUAAGAUGGGAAAAGAUGUUCAACUACAAAUAUAAAUUU